Messenger RNA from Procambarus clarkii (red swamp crayfish), 1098 nucleotides. The record is from RefSeq and is a predicted model, not a curated record. Lineage: Eukaryota; Metazoa; Arthropoda; Malacostraca; Decapoda; Cambaridae.
AUGCCGGCGGCUUGUGGAAGGCCCCCUUCCAUUGACCGUGAGGGGUUUCUCCAGCUGGACCUGGUGACGGACGACCAUGCUGGUGAAGAAGUGGGGUGGCACGCCCACACAGGCACGCCCACACAGGCACGCCCACACAGGCACGCCCACACAGGCACGCCCUCACAGGCACGCCCACACAGGCACGCCCACACAGGCACGCCCACACAGGCACGCCCACACAGGCACGCCCACACAGGCACGCCCACACAGGCACGCCCCCACACAGGCACGCCCCACACAGGCACGACCACACAGGCACGCCCUCACAGGCACGCCCUCACAGGCACGCCCACACAGGCACGCCCACACAGGCACGCCGACACAAGCACGCCCUCACAGGCACGCCCUCACAGGCACGCCCACACAGGCACGCCCACACAGGCACGCCGACACAAGCACGCCCUCACAGGCACGCCCACACAGGCACGCCCUCACAGGCACGCCCACACAGGCACGCCCACACAGGCACGCCGACACAAGCACGCCCUCACAGGCACGCCCUCACAGGCACGCCCACACAGGCACGCCCACACAGGCACGCCCACACAGGCACGCCGACACAAGCACGCCCUCACAGGCACGCCCUCACAGGCACGCCCACACAGGCACGCCCACACAGGCACGCCCACACAGGCACGCCGACACAAGCACGCCCUCACAGGCACGCCCUCACAGGCACGCCCACACAGGCACGCCCACACAGGCACGCCGACACAAGCACGCCCUCACAGGCACGCCGACACAAGCACGCCCUCACAGGCACGCCCACACAGGCACGCCCUCACAGGCACGCCCACACAGGCACGCCCACACAGGCACGCCCACACAGGCACGCCCACACAGGCACGCCGACACAAGCACGCCCUCACAGGCACGCCCUCACAGGCACGCCCACACAGAACAGAAUAUUCAGAGAGUUCUGAAAUGUCACUUGGUAUGAGAGCAGACAGAUACAAGAUGGCCGACAUCAAAGCCAUCCGAUUUGGGAAGGAUUUUAUCAAUAAACCGUAUAGUAACAGCAAGAAAGCAAAAUUUUCUAUCGUCCUCAAAAUCUAG